Molecule: messenger RNA, 1251 nt
Organism: Colletotrichum siamense
Lineage: Eukaryota; Fungi; Ascomycota; Sordariomycetes; Glomerellales; Glomerellaceae
Gene: SAP2-1
Product: Candidapepsin-2
Exons: 1
Coding region: 1-1251 (416 amino acids)
Biological process (GO): proteolysis
Molecular function (GO): aspartic-type endopeptidase activity
Source: RefSeq, a predicted model, not a curated record
AUGCGCACCCAGUCCCUCGCCAUGGCGGCCCUGGCCAACACCGCCCUCGCCGCGAUCCCGACCGUCAACAUCCCGCUGCACUACUACUACGGCGGCGGCCACAAGAUCGCGACCAACCUCGUCAACCCCAACUCCAAUAAGUCGGUCGAGGUCGUCUUCGACCAAGGCUCCGAGAACUUCUGGGUCUUCGGCCCCGACGCCAUCAAUAACUGGGGAUGCACCGCCUUCUUCUGCCAGGGCAAAUGCAACGUCACCGUCGACCCCUUCUACGACUACCCCAACAGCCCGACGGCGCAGAAGCCCGAGCCGUUCCCCUCGCAGUUCGCAUACGGCGGCUACACCAAGAUCGUGCAGGGCAAGGUGAGUGUCAACGACACUUUCCACUUCGCCGGCGACGCGGGUCUCUCCUCAGACGUUGCCGCCAGAGUCGCGAUUGCGGAGUACAUGCAACAGCGCCUCCCGGCCAACCAGGACGGCACCUGCGGCUCGGCCGGGGCCUACGAUCUCGGCAUCUUGGGCGUGGCGCCGUUCUACCGCACCGCCGAGUGGAACACCACCGGGCCGCACGUCCGCCAGGACCUCCUCGAGAGGGGCGAGAUCAGCGCGCCCGUCCAGAGCAUCUGGUUCGACGAGGCCCCCGAGAACUGGGACGGCACCUUCACCGGCAAUGCUGUCUUCGGCGCGAUCGACCACUCCAAGUACACGGGCGAGCUCGUCAAGGUUCCCCCCGUGAAGAACGACGGCCUCGGCGCCUCCGUGGGCUACUUCGUCGCUCCCCCCACCGUCAAGGUGAAGAACGUCACCCUCGAUAACAGCGAGCUGAGCACCAGGUCCUGCAUGAUCGACUCUGGCACCCAGAUCAACGACCUGCCCAUCAGCUCCUCGGCGAUGGAUGCUUUCGAAGCCGCGGCCGGUCUCGCCCGGGACCCCAUCGGCCACACUGCCUGGAACGGCAGCUGUGACUCCAUCCCCAAGGAUCUGACCAUCGACCUUGAGUUCGAAGGCAUUGGAGGCAAGAAGGUUACGAUCAAGACUCCCCUGCGCAACUAUGUCCGCAACAACGCUGAUGCAGCGCCUGGGUUCUGCGCGCUCAACAUCGAUACCGGCGGUUGCAUGCUCGGCGCUCCUUUCGCAACGGCUGCCUUCUUUGCUGCCAAUGAUGCUGAGAACGAGAUUGCUCUGGCGCAGGGCGGUGUGUCUAAGAGGGGAAGCAAGCCUGAUGAGGCUUCGUUCACUCUAACCAUUGCUUGA